UCCUGCCGAAGCUGCAGGCCAUGGCUGAGCUUAGUUACUCCGACCUGAUCGCAACACACUACAACUACACCGGAAAGUUCCGUAAGACACAACAGGACUCGGGUCUGAAGGCAGACUCGGUGGUCUUCAUCAUCGUGUGCUGCUUCAUCAUCCUGGAGAACAUCCUGGUCCUGACCACCAUAUGGAGGACCAAAAAGUUCCACAAGCCCAUGUACUACUUCAUCGGGAACCUGGCGCUGUCCGACCUGCUGGCCGGCGUCGUCUACACUGCCAACAUCCUGCUAUCGGGCGCCAACACCUACAAACUGACGCCCACGCAGUGGUUCUUCAGGGAGGGCAGUAUGUUCGUGGCCCUGGCAGCGUCCGUCUUCAGCCUGCUGGCCAUUGCCAUCGAACGCCACCUCACUAUGCUGAAGAUGAAGCUGCAUAACAACGGCAACACCUGCCGUGUCUUCCUGCUCAUCAGCACCGUGUGGAUGAUUGCGGCGGUGCUGGGCGGGCUGCCGGGAGUGGGCUGGAACUGCAUCCACAGCAUGACGCACUGCUCCACCGUGUUGCCACUUUACCAUAAGACCUACAUCCUGUUCUGCACCACAGUCUUCAGCAUCAUCCUCAUGGCCAUAGUGGUGCUCUACGCACGCAUCUAUGCGCUGGUGCGCACUCGCAGCCGCAAACUUGUCUUCCGCAAAGUGUCCAACGGACGCAGCAACGCCGGCGCCAAUAGCAAGAGUUCAGAGAAAUCGCUGGCGCUGCUCAAGACCGUUAUCAUCGUCUUGAGCUGCUUCAUUGCCUGCUGGGCGCCGCUCUUCAUCCUCCUCCUGCUGGACGUGGCCUGCGAGACGCUGCUCUGCCCCAUCCUCUACAAGGCCGAGUGGUUCCUGGCGCUCGCCGUCCUCAACUCUGCCAUGAACCCGCUCAUCUAUACGCUGACGAGCAACGAAAUGCGCCGCGCUUUCCUGAAGACCCUGCUGUGCUGCACUGCCUGCAUCCGACCCAAAGCCAAGUUCACCGGGCCCAUCAUAGGCGCGGAGUUCAGCCGCAGCAAGUCCGAUAACUCCUCCCACCCAAACAAGGAGGAGGCGGACUACACACCAAGGGAGACGACGGCAACAGCGGCAUCCUCGGGGAUCGUCACCUCGCCGUCCUAAACGUCUGAACCCUCGGCCUCAGAUGCAGCGUUUGUGUUUGACAGGUGGCAACUACACCAGGUGGCAUCAUCCUGGACCGCCCUGAACCUUCAGCUGAUCGGGACUCACAGCACUUAUGGAGACCAGCUGGGACCAGUGAACUCUCAGAUGGAGAAGGUCCACACUCUGUAUGAAGCUCACACCUGUUAACACAUCGUCACACCUGCAAGAGCAUCAGGUAAACUGGUGGAUCUCUGGAGGAGCCGGGUUCAUCUGAGCUCACCUGGUUCAUGUGGAUCAUGGUGGUCCAGGUCACCACAGGAUUUAUUCUGAAGUUCCAGUGAAACGUGGACAGGUGAAGGUUUGUAGCAGCAGAGGCCUCUCGGAACUGAUCUGAGCUUCAUACAGAGCGUUUCCUGAGUCUUGUAGAAGAGUCCAACUUUAUGCUGACCCUGUAAGAGCAACUAGAACGUGUAGCGCUUUUCAAAUCUUUAAGAAAUAAAUCCAUGUACAGUUUGAUUUUUCCCUCCACUUUAAACACCUCACAUGUGGAAACAACAGGUGAAUUCAGAGCGAAAGUGCUUCUCACAAACUGGUCACCGGUCAGAUAAAAACGUGUCUGAUCACAGACUCAUUGCGUCUUUAUGUGUGUGACAUCAUCCUCCCAACAGGUUAAACCGAGGCAAGUGCUAAAAUCAGGAGCAAGUACCUCAUGAUUUAGAGUGUGGGGCCACUAAUCACAGUGUCAUUACCCCCCAUGGCAAUCAUUCUUCAAACUAUUAGACGAGUAACUGGCAGCAAAGCAGGUGAUAAAGAGGAGGCAAAAGAAACAGCAGCGCAGUGACACGUGCACAGUGUGGAGGAACAGAUGUGCAUUUGCACUCACAGUCUGACGUGGUGCAGAUUUUCAUACACAACAGCUUCUGCAGCCUUCAGGGAGAGGUCUGCAUGUUACUGUUGGAUUACUGUGUAAUCCAGUGGGUCUCAACCUAGGGGUCAGGUCCCUCCAAAGGGUCAUCAGAUAAGUCUGGGGGCUCAGCACACCAUUCAUUGAGAGUACAGAAGGCUUUUUAAAUGAAACUAUCAGAAAGGUUUAACAUGGCGAGAUGUUGAUUUUUAAACCUGUUGAGCCUGGUAACCUGGUGUGUAAGGACGCAGCUGGUUUCUAUUCCGCUGAACUCGUCUAAAACACAGCAGGUCUUUUUAUAGUGUCGUCAGGUCAAACUAUGACCUUCAUCCAGUGAAGUUUUCACACCCAUCAUAUAAAACACACAGUGACUGCGGCGCAAGAAGCCUCUGAGCUCUGAAUUCACACCUGACAUUUCUGUAAAACGUUAAUUGUGUACAAGUUGUAGAAACUCUGGGUCAGAAUGUAUUUUCUACUUCCUGUCUGUGUUGUUGCAGUCACAAUAAUUUAUAAUUGAACCAGGAGAAAAACACGAUGAUGUUGUCAGAUACCUGGAAAUAGAGAGGUUUUUGUUUAUUCAUAUUUCGGAGCUGUGGAGGCUCAUUUCUGCCAAAACAUUCAUUCUCAUUAGUUUCUCAGAAUUAAGAUGGUGUUUUACAAUUAAGGACAAACCAUUGUUUUUAAACCAUUAAAACCAAAUUAACAUUUUUAUUGCAUUAAAAAAGACACAAAGGUGAAAACAGCAGCUUCAGGCUCAGCUCUCUUAUGUCAGUGUCCAUUUAAUUGCUGUUUUGAAGCUCUUUAUUACAUCACAUGGUCUUUGUCAGCACAUUUCAAGGUCACAGACAAACCUCAAGUCUCAGUGUUUGAGCCAAACGUAAUGACCUAAAGCACCCGUGGCCGUUUGCUAAACGGACCAUGAGACUGUGUUCACAGUGGCCCAGGUAAAAACUGUAAAACAUGACCUGAGUCUUGUUUACGGUAAGAUCAUAGUUUUAUCUUUGAAGUUGCUGCUCAUAAUUUCAUAGAGGAAAGUCAUGUUUUAAGAAGACUAUUACCAAAUUUAAUUCUGGCAGGAAUGAGCCUCCAUACUUUCACUGUUGCCAUGGUGACCAGUCACCUUUGGGUAUCAGGAGCCAGUCGAUUAAUCCAUCAGUUUCCUGUGCAACGGUUUGUGUGUCUGCACUGUUUAACUCCUGAAUGGUUUGUUAGCACUUAAUAAAAACAGAAGUAGAAACAC
Molecule: messenger RNA, 3274 nt
Organism: Monopterus albus (swamp eel)
Lineage: Eukaryota; Metazoa; Chordata; Actinopteri; Synbranchiformes; Synbranchidae
Gene: s1pr1
Product: sphingosine-1-phosphate receptor 1
Exons: 1
Coding region: 21-1148 (375 amino acids)
Biological process (GO): G protein-coupled receptor signaling pathway
Cellular component (GO): membrane
Molecular function (GO): sphingosine-1-phosphate receptor activity
Source: RefSeq, a predicted model, not a curated record